Messenger RNA from Acaulospora morrowiae, 745 nucleotides. The record is from the annotation of a GenBank genome assembly. NCBI's taxonomy places the organism in Eukaryota, Fungi, Glomeromycota, Glomeromycetes, Diversisporales, Acaulosporaceae.
UGCGAGAAAGAGAAGCGUGGAGAUUACAUGACCAAUUUGGCAGAAUUAUGUGAAACCUUUUACAAAAAGAUUACAACGCAUAAGGAGGCAGUACAGUUUGUGGGUGUAAUGAUCACUUUUUCGUUUGCUCACCUUGCAAUUCUGAGCGAAAGACAUUCACAUCAACUGGAAAUAUAUGAAGGAUGGGGUAAUCAGUAUAAGAAACAGCUCCUGGAAAAAAUCCUCGCGUAUAAGGCAUACUUCAUUGACAUCUACCCGAAGUGGCAAGACUGGAGGAAAGAUCAAAUCAACACAAAAGUCGGAAUUGAUCCCAGGAAAAGAGAAAGCAUAAUUGGCGAGGUAUUGGACACCCUUACCAAGAGCCGAUCUGUUACUUACUCUUCACCCAGGAAAUCACAUGAUAACACCGAAUUUAAACUUGAUAGAUUUAAGAGUGUUUGUACAAAAGUCAAAAUUAGAUUUUAUAAUGAGAUCAAUGCAAAAUUCAUGAAUCUAUAUAUGCACACGUUUGCGCUGGACAAAUUUUAUCCGGAAAAACACGAGGAGCCUCCGAAAGCUCCAAAUUCAAAUGUAGCCACAGUAUGGCUCGGCACUUAUGGGAGAGACACAUUUCCUGAUGGUGUUCAUGACGUUAAGGAUAUUGAGGAAGAGUAUAGACUUUCCGACGAUUUACCGGGAGUAAUCACUGGCGUAAAUAUUCAAGAGUACAACGUUCUCAAUGCGCUCAGGUUCUUCUACAAAGAUC